GGUAAAAUCCAUGUACACCAGAUUCUCCGUAAGCUCUCUGCUUCUCUCUUCAGUAGUUCCCCGUUCAUUAUUUUUCGUUUUUUUUUUUUCUCUUUGAUUUAUAAAUUGUGUAUUUGCAAAGAGAAUAUUAGAGGAGAGGAUGGAUUUUGAGCUUCAAGGAAAACCACAUUCCAAAGGAUCUGCAGGCUCUAGCGGAUCGCAUGUGAUAAACAUUCAUGACGAGCCCAGGCACACCAGAUUUCUUAGCUUAUCUAAUUCUGUGGAUUACAGUAGUUAUUACAAGCUAAGGCCACGGGAGGAGGCCAAGGACAUUAGCAAGGACAUUAUAUCCAGUUUGCAGAAACAAGUCGAUGAUAAUAGCAAGCCCAGGCAGGACACAAAGUCUACAAAUUCAGAGAAGUGGAUCGUGUUCUUCAUCGCUAACCUUGGCAUAGAGACCGCUUCAGCUGUUUUUGAUCAGCUUUCCUCUUUAAGUCAUGCCCACUUUGCACUCAUUGGUAUGCUGCUGGCUAUGCUAGCCGUUCUCAUUUGCAUUUUGGAGCUGAUUCUCAAGGGUAAAGAGGAAAGAGUUGAGUUAAGGGCGUGGGGAAUGAUAUGGUGGUUCUAUCAUCCAUAUCCUUCUACGAGGCUUUUUGGUAGUUUCCCUGACAUUUGUGGACUAGGUCUUUCUGUCUCUCAGUGCAUUUGCUCCGCGGUUCAGUACAAUUACCUCCAUCGGCAUGCUAAUAAUCCUAUCAAACUAUCCAUUUUCCCUUUCAUCUUUCUUUUAUUUUUGGCUAUUCGAAGGUGUUGUAAAUAAAAUUUAGGAAAGGAUAGUGUUAUUCACACACUCUUGUUAUUUUUUAUCAUCGAUCUUUUUCAAUUUA
Molecule: messenger RNA, 866 nt
Organism: Pyrus x bretschneideri (Chinese white pear)
Lineage: Eukaryota; Viridiplantae; Streptophyta; Magnoliopsida; Rosales; Rosaceae
Exons: 3
Coding region: 140-799 (219 amino acids)
Source: RefSeq, a predicted model, not a curated record